This is a messenger RNA of Cervus elaphus (red deer), 13726 nucleotides long. It is a transcript of the gene IQCN, whose product is annotated as IQ motif containing N. Lineage: Eukaryota; Metazoa; Chordata; Mammalia; Artiodactyla; Cervidae. Gene Ontology annotation, molecular function: protein binding. The record is from RefSeq and is a predicted model, not a curated record. The transcript is spliced from 2 exons. The coding region runs from base 2439 to 13643 and encodes 3734 amino acids.
UAAGGCUGCAUACUGCAGCUACUUAGCCCACAUGCCGUAAGGAGAGAAGAGCCUGCCUGCCACUACUAAGACCUGAUGCAGCCAAACACAUGAAUAAAAGAAAAAAAAAGUCAAGUCCUAUGGUGCUUGUUGUUUGUGACUUGCAUUUUUCAUUUAAGGUAUGCUCUCAUUAUUUGCUUAUCUCUUUAUGUAUUCCUCAUCAUCACUUAGGAGUAUUUUGGCCUCUAUAUGAAGGUGAUGCAAAGAGAAAAGCCAGGCCAUAUUUUCACAAUCCAAAGAAACCUACGUGACUGGCCUCCCAAGCCCCCUCAUGUCCCCUCUCAGUCACCUCAUUUCUGUAUUUUAUUUUUUGGCUGUGAUGGGUCUUCCUUGCUACACACUGGCUUUCUCUAGUUGCCGUGAGCGGGGGCUACUCUUUGUUGUGAUGCGAGGACUCAUUGGGGCAGCUCCUCUUGUGGAGCACAGGCUCUAAGUGUGUGGGCUUCAGUAGUUGCAACAUAUGGGCCCCGUAGUUGCGGCACACAGGCUUAGCUGCACCUUGGCAUGUGGGAUCUUCCUGGACCAGGGAUCAAACCAGUGCCCCUUACCUUUCAAGGUGGAUUUGUAACCACUGGAUCACCAGGGGAGGCCCUGUCCAGACUUUUAAUAGCAGAGUUUAAUUUCUUCUCUUCUCUUUUGUAUGUCCUAUAACUGGAGUAACCAAUUUGUCUUCUUUUAUGUUCAGUUUCUUUCACUCAAAACAAUGUAUGUGAGAUUCCUCUAUACUGUUGACUGCAUUCUCACUGACAUGUCAAAUAGGAUCCAUUGAUUUAUAAAUAGGUCAAUAUUUUUAAUUCUACUCAUUUAUAUUAAUAUAUUGAUAGAUAUGCAGUUGACUUACUCAUUAUUCUGUUGAUGGACAUUUGGAUGGUUUCUGGUUUGGGGUGAGUAUAGACACUUGAACCUCCUGAGUAUAUUCAUCUGAGUGGAAUUGAUGAGUUGUCUUCAAGAUAUGGAUCCAAGUGGUUGUAACCUGUUCACCUUUUAAAUUUUACCUAUUCUUGUGGAUCUGGACACCAUUUCUUUUUUUUAAACCCUUUCUUUUCUUUUUAAAAAAUAUUAUUUGGCUGUGCCAUAUUUUAGUUGCAGAAUGCAGGAUCUUCAGUCUUCACUGAGUCAUGAGAAAUUUUAGUUGUGUCUUGUGGGAUCUAGUUCCCUGACCAGGGGUCGAACCUGGGCCUCCUGCAUUUAAGCCACCUCCUGCUGAUAAGCAUUGUUGUUUUCGGUUUUGACUCUCAUAAACAAUACAAUGAUUAACAUCCUUGAGCACCCUUCUUUAUGCACUUGUUAACUGACCCCCUAGCAAUCACCUUUUUAGUUAUUUCCAGUUUUUGUUUUUUUUUUCAGGUGCAAAAUAACACUAGAUACAUAUCAAAUCUAUAACCAAAUGGACCUACAAGAUAACACAGGGAACUAUGCUCAAUAUCUUGUAAUAACCUAUAAUGAAAGAGAAUGUAAAAAAAGAAUAUAUAUGUGCCUUCCUUCAUGGUCCAGCGGCUAAGACUCCAAGCUCCCAGUGCAGAGGAUCUGGGUUGAAUCCCUAGUCAGGGAACUAGAUCCCAUAUGCCCCAGCUAAAGUUCCCACGUGCCGCAGAUAAGACCUGGUGCAGCUAAAUAAAUAAAAUAGCACAAAUAAAUAUUUUAGAAGUAAUAUAGAUGUGUAUAUAUAACUGAAUCACUUUGCUAUAUACCUGAAACUAAUACAACAUUGUAAAUCAACUAUAUUUCAAUAAAAAAAAUUUUUUAAAGGAAUAAACUUCCUUGCACAUUCAUUUUUUGGACUUAAAAUUCUUUGUUUUUGGUGUUUCAUUGUUAAUCCAAAGACGUGAACAUGGGGGAUAUUCACUGACAGUUAUAGCCAAAAAUGCCAAUUUUUUAAAAAGGAUUUAUUUAUUUAUCUGGAUGCACUAAGACUUAGUUGUGGCAUGUGGGGUCUAGUCCCCUGGCCAGGGACCGAACCCAGGUCCCCUCCACUGGACAUGAGAAUUAGUCACUACAUUAGCUACUAAACCACCAGGGAAGUCACACAAAAUGCCAAUUUUCCCCCAUGCCCCCCAGGUUCCAAAAUGCCAAUUUUUGAUGGUGGCUUUACCCUACUCUUUGACCUGAUGGGUAUUUCUCUAGUUUUACCUCUGAAUAAGUGAACUUUGCAAUAAAAAAAAGGUUUUGUUUUUUAAAUAGAAUUUAGGUUUUUUUUGUUUGUUUGUUUUAACAUGUCUUCACUCUGGUCUUAGGGACAGAGUCAGCCCAGGGCAGUGUUGCUGCACGUUGCGUGGGAUGAAGGGCUGAAGGCUGCUGCUUCUUGCAAGCUGGCUUCCGAGAUUGCACCUUCUUCUCCUGCUCCUCCUCCAACUCUAUGAUCUUCCAAGGCAGAGCUGACCCGCCUAGGAACCACGACAAUGCAGCAAGUGACACAGCUACAGGUGUCCCCCAGCGGGCAGAGCUCCUAUCAGUCCAUCCCCAACUUCCAAGAUAGAGUGGGGACACCGUGUUCACAGCUACAGAUGUUGCCCAGCGGGCAGAGCUCCCACCAGCCCGAUCCCAGUCUCCAAGACAAACCGGGAACACUGCGUCCACAGCCCCAGCGUGAACCACCCGCCUCCAAGGAGACCCUUCUGGAACAGCCUGACAAGGACAAGACAGUGGCUCGUCGUAUCCCUCGCCUCCGGGCUGUGGUGGAGAGCCAGGCCUUCAGGAACGUCCUGGUGGAUGAAAUGGACAUGAUGCUGUCCCGUGCAGCCACCCUCAUUCAAGCCAAUUGGAGGGGGUACCGCCUCCGGCAGAAGCUCAUCUCCCAGAUGAUGGCAGCUAAGGCCAUCCAGGAGGCCUGGCGACGCUUCAACACCAGGCGCCUCCUCCGGUCUGGCAAGACGAUGGAGAAAAAAGCGAAGGUGGAGGAGGGGGACAUCCCUUACCACCCGCCCCAGCAGGUGCGGUUCCAGCAUCCCGAAGAGGGCAAGUCCCUGCUGGCCCAGCCCACCAUGGUGAGCAAGGAGACCCAGUUCCCUUCCUCCGACAGCCUGGCCACCUAUACCCACCAGCUGGCCCUGCUGCAGUCCCAGGGCAUGUCACCGCCUGGGACGUGCUCUGUCGGAGGCCCCAGCGUCACCUUCCUGCCGCACCAGACAGUCGCCAUCAAACUUCCGUGUCCCGUGAGUCUCGAGGCCAAGUGCCGCCCAUGCCUGAUGACAAGAACCGUCAGAAGCACCUGCCUUGUCCAAGUGGAAGGGGACACAAUGAAGACCAAGCAAAUAACUGCCAGAGCCAAUAAGGCGGGAGCCAUGGGGCCACCAUCUGGAAGGUGCGCCCAGGCAGUUCAAGGACAAUUCAAGACCCAAACCCAGGCCCCCAUGGAAGCAGAGGUCCUCAAAAUGCUAUCCCAGACAGGCCCAGCGCCUGUGAUAACCAAGACCCUCUCCCAGCCAGGGCCCACUUUGACCAUGACCAGGACUCCCUUCCAGAUGUACCCGGCGGCCACGAUAACCAAGACUUCGCCCCAGGCUUGCCCAGUGCCCAUGGUAACAAUAGCCAAGACCCCACCCCAGAUGUACCUGGCAGCUGCAAUGACCAAGAUCCCCCCGCAGACGUGCCCAGCAGCCCCCAUGACCAAGACUGCGGCCCAGAUGUCCCCAGCGGCCACCAUGAACAAGACUGCCCUCCAGUCGUGCCUGGCAGCCAUGAUGAACAAGACCCUAUCCCAGCCAUGCCCAGUGCCAGCGGUCACAAUAACCAAGGCCCCACCCCAGGUGUACCCCCCAGCCCCAGUGGCCAAGAUCCCACCUCAGACGUGCCCGCCAGCCACAGCGACCAAGACCCCACUCCAGUCAUGCCUGGCGGCCAUGAUGAGUAAGAUCCAACCCCAGCCGUGCCCAGGGCCCAUGAUAACCAUCACCAAAACCCCACCCCAGCCCUGCCCAGUGACCCAAGGGACCAAGACCCCAGCCCCCAUGCGACCAACAGCCUCCAUGACCAACACUCCACCCCAGACGAGACCGCCAGCCACUUUGACGAAGGUCCCACCCCAGCUCUGCCUACUGGCCUCGAUGAUCAAGUCUCCAACUCAGACACGGCCUGCGGCCACAGCAACCAAAGUCUCACCCCAGGCGUGUGCAGGGCCCUUGCUGACCAAGAUCCCACCCCAGACGCGCCCAGCAGCCAUGGGGACCAAGGCCCCACUGCAGACGUGUCAGUUGGCCACAGUGACCAAGACCCCAUCUCAUCAGAUGCUCCAAGGAGCCUCGGUGGCCAAAACGGCUCCUCCCCAGACGCGCCUGGCGGCCAUGAUCAACAAGACUCCCGCUCAGUUACGCUCAGUGGCCACCAUCCUCAGAACCCUGUGCCUGCCCCCUUCAGCAGCUGGAAACCUCAAGCCUCCGUUUUCAGCAGCGGCGACAGCUGGGAUUUCCGACACCUCAUCCCACACGUGUCUAAGUGGACCAAAGGCCAGGGCCACGGUGAACGCGAGACAGGCGACAGGGGUUGUCAAGGUCUCGUCCCGCUCCUACUUGACAGAGGGGAAAGUGAAAUGCUUUCCCCCAUCGCAUCCGGGGGCUGGGGCUCCUAAGCCUGCAGCCAGGCCUCCUUUGGAAGGCGAGAAAAUCAAGGCCUUCUCCCAGAAGCAAGUGAAAACGGAAACCAUGUCUGACACCAGUAUGGCCAUGGAAAUGCCCGGGGAUCUGACCUGGGCAAAAGUGGCCAACGGCAGGAACAAGCGGGCACAGUUGAGGACGGACGUCUUGAAGGUUCAAUCCCAGCUGUAUGGGCCUGCUAGAACAGCUGGGCCGCCGCUGAGCACAUGUCUGCCUCAAGCGCAGCUGGCCCCUUGUUCAACCACAGGCUUGCCCCAGGCCCAGCUGCUGGCCGAGCUGACUAAGGCCCUGCCCCAGGAGCAUGUGUCUGCCAAACUGACCAAGGCCCGGGGCCCAGGACACCCAGCGGCCCAAGCCCCCGCAGCCGUGGCCCAGCCACACCUGAGUGAGUGUCUGUCCAAGAUGCCGUCCCAGGCACACCUGCCCGCCAAGCUGGUGAAGGCGCAGUCCCAGGCACAGCUGACCACAGCAGUGAUCAAGGUACAGUCCCAAGGGCAUCUCCCCACCGGAUUGACGAAGACGCAGUCCCAGGCCCAGCUGGUCACAGACACAGCUAAGAGCCUCUACGCGGCCCACCAGGCUGCUGAACUCAGCAGCAAGACACAGUCGCAGCCACUCCUGGCAGGCUUCAAGGCUUCCACCCAGCCCUGCCAGCACAUCGGCGCUCUGCCCCGAGCCAAGCCAGAAGACAGACUGACCCAGCUCCCAUCCUACAGCUACGUGCAAGGCAAGGCCACCCUGGGCCUGCGCCAGGGGGCCUCUGAGACCCAGAACAUGCUGGUGCCUCUGCUGGCCUCUGCUGGCCACACCACGUGCAACGCUGAAUCCUGGGGGGACAGUGGGGCUGCCCGGGCCCAGCCGUCAACCACCGGCGCACCCCCGCCCAGCCAGGAGGAGCUAGCGGCCUCCCAACUAGCCUCCCUGUGUGCUGAGCUGGCCGCCAUGCUGGGCUCCCAGGAGGACCUCCGCGCCCUGCUGGCCAAAGCCCUCUCCCAGGGGGAAGUGAGGGCGGCCCUGAACCAGGCUCUGUCCAAAGAAGUCUUGGGAGCCACGAUGGCCAAGGCCUUGCCCCAGGGCAUCCUGGGCACGGUGCUGGUGAAGGCGCUCUCCUGGGGCGAGCUGGGCACCAGCCUAUCCCGCGCACUGUCCCGGGGUGAGCUCACUAAGGCCAUUCAGAGCAGACUGGCGGAUGUGCUUAGCAAGGCCCUGACGGAGGAGGAGCGCGCCACCUUGAGCCAGGCCCUGUGUCAGGGUGAGCUGGGUGCAGUCCUCAGCCAAUCUCUCUCUCAGGCGGCCCUGAGGUCUGGAGUCGGCCUCCCCAAGGCUGCCUCAAAAACGGUGGGAAGCGGGAUGACUGUGAUGCCGGCCCCGGUGGAGGUGGACUGCAGGGGGAGCCUGUCGGCCACGUGGGGGCCCACCUUGGGCCCCAUGAGACUACAGCCCAGCAAGGUUAGGGUUCCUUGGGGUGGGGCCUGGGAGGGUUUUGUCACAGGCUGGCCCUUGGGGCUCUUGGAAGAGAGGGGGGAUGGGGCCAUGCUCGGGGGGUCACCCUGCUCAUCGGUGGUCUCUGUAGGUAACUCCUUGAUUGCUAGGGUGAUCACCAUUCACCAGUAUCCCCCUAUUUCUGCCCCGGGUCCCACUCUGUCAUGGGAGACGGGACCCAGCAGAAGCCUCUUACAUCUGUACCUGACCCCUAAGGUCUGUGAGCAAAGAGUGUGCCUACACCCCAGGGCGAGGGAAUUGGCAUCAGCUCUCGGCCCCAUGGUGAGUGAUGUGGACCCCAACUUGCCCAACAUGCCCCACCAGCAGCCAUCCUCCAGUCUGUGGCAACCACUCCUUGCCAAUGGCGUGGGCCCGAGCACCAGCCGGCCGUCACUGGCCACUGGCAGCUCAACCACAAGCGCCCACAGUCCACACGAGGUCAGCAGGGUGGCCCCACAUGCAAGGGCAUCUCCAGGGGAGGGUAGGUUAUCCCCGGGCCAGCUUUCCAGCACCGCCGGUCGUGGGAGGGGCACCCACUCCCAUAGCUGUGCCGCCAGCUAUGGGGGGCCUGUUUGCUGGUGUCAGCCCUCGGGGAUCAGCAGGGUACCCCCCUGUGUGGGCCAACCCCAAGGGGCCAAAGUUCCGAAACAGCUACCUGUGGUCCCCAAGGAGACCAUGCAGAGAACCCAGUCCCCGAAUCAUAAACGAGCCUUCAAGGGCCCUAGGCAGAUGACCAAAGAGGCGACCCCAAUUCAACCACAGGCCGCCACAGUGAGCAAAGCACAACCGCAUGCCUCCAAGGCCUGCGUCCUAACCCCAGGUCCCUGGCCCAGCCCCAUGGCUCCUGGUCGUUGCUGGGCACCCAAGCAACGGGAUCAGGUGGAUCCCAGUCUGUUCAAAGCCUCCCCAGGCAAUAAGCUGACACCCACCCUUUCCCGAACAACCAUCCCCGGGAAGGAGAAGAAUCAAACACGGGGUAGCCUUUCCAGGGCACAUGGCCCACAGGAGCGGAUAACUGGCCGUAUACUUAGUGAACUGCUGGCCAAUAUGCCACAAGGUCCAGACAAUGACCUGUCCAGAAGCUUCUCCCAGGGCUCCACAGACUACGGCCUAGAUAUGAGCAAUUCCCAGAGCUCACUGCGCAGCUGCAGCUCACUCAGCCUUUCCACCACGUCUAUGGCCAGCGUGGCCCCUGUUGGCGUGGUGGGGGAGGAGCCCUGGGAAGCCAGCCUGGACAGGGACUUUCAUCUAGAUGCUCUCCUCUCCGCAGAGGCCUUGGAGAGGUCCCAGGGGCCCAGGAAUGUGGAAGAGACUGAGGGAGCAGGUCACAGGCACCUGGCCCCAAGCCUCCAUGACCAGUCUUCUGCAGACUCAGAACGGACCCCCAUUCUCCAUCAUAGCUCAGUGGCCAGUCGCAUGACGUUGAGUGUCCACUGGGACUCAGAGGAUGAGGAAGACAUGUCCUCAGAUCAGAGUUCCAUGAAUCUGAAGGAGAGUUUGUCCCAGGCACCCUUUGGGACUGGGUUGACCAGAAGUUUGUCGUUGAGUAAUGUGUUCCCUACUGUCUAUCAGGAACCAUCUGUGGCUGGUAGGCUGACCUCAUGCCUAUCUCAGCCUACAGUAGCCAGUAAGGUGGCCCCAAAUCCAGGCCAGCUUUCUAUGGCUAGUAGAAUGACCAGCAGCCUAUCUGAGCCAUCGGUGGCCAAUAAGCUGACUCCCAGCUUAGGCCAGAUGUCCAGGACCAAGAGGGUGUCCCUCAGCCUAGGCCAGCCACUGAUGGUUGGUGGGGUGGGUCCCAGCUUUUCACAGCCAUUGAUGGCCUGCAGACUGGCCCUGAGCCUAGCCCAGCCAUCUGUGACCAGUGGGGUGACCCCCACACUUGCCCAGCCACCUGUGACCAGUGGGAUGGCCUCCAGCCUCACCCAGCCACCUGUGACCAGUGGGGUGGCCCCCAGCCUCGCCCAGCCACCUGUGACCACUAGGAUGAUCCCCAGCCUUGCCCAGCCAGCUAUGACUACUAGGGUGGCCCCUAGCCUAGCCCAGCCACCUGUGACCAUCAGGGUGAUCCCCAGCUUUGCACAGCCAACUCUGACUACUAGGGUGGCCCCUAGCCUAUCUCAGCCACCUGUGACCAGUGGUGGUGUGGCCCCCAGCUUAGCCCAGACAUCUAUGACUGGUGGGGUUGUCCGCAGCCUAGGCCAGGCAUCCAAGGUUUCUGGGGUAGAGCCCAGUCUAGCCCAGUCACCUAUGACCACUGGGGUGGCCCCUAGCCUAAGUCAGCCAUCUUUGACCUUUGGAAUAUCCCCCUGCCAAACCCAGCCAUCUUUUACCAGUGGGAUGGCUCCUAGCCUAGGCCAGCCUUCUAUGACUUGUGUGGUGGCCCCCCGCCUAGCCCAGCCGUCUGUGGCCACCAGGGGGACCCCCAGCCUGGCCCAGCUACCUGUGAUCAGCGGUGCAGGUUGUGCUAGGAGUCAGCCGAGUUGGGCCCCUAGGGUGAGUCCAAAUUCACCAUCACCGAGGGUGAAUGCAGGGGCUCCCAGUCAGCGUCAUUCAUCGCUUGCCAUUGAAGUCACCUCGUGUGCACCAUAUUCAUCAGUGGCUAGUGGCAUGGGCCAGGGUCUGAGCCAGCCAGCCGUGUCUGCUAGGGUGGACCCACGUCAAGAUCCUCUGCCGGUUAGAGGGGUGGCCUUGCAUCCCCAGGCCCCUGAGUUCAGCGAGGUGGCCCUGGGCUUUCAUCAGCUGCCUGGGAUCGGUGGGAGGCACCCAAGAGAAACUGAACAACCUGCUGUCAUCGAUUCAGCUCCAAACCUCUACCAGGUACCUGUGGCCAGUGAGGAGGACUCUUGUCUAGGCCAGGAAGCCAGUGUGUCUCUGUUCAAGGGCAUGUCUGUGAGCAGAUCCCAGGGUGCCAUAGCCUCCGACACGCUCCCAGGUAUGUCUCGGGGGACUCUGGCUACUGGCAUGUUCCUAAGUAUGUCUCAGGUGUCCCCUGGCAGAUCAGGGAGUGUGGGCCAGAGGAGUGUGGCUAGCGCUCUGGGCCCAAGCCAGUCUCAGAUGAGCAGGGGCGUGGCUCCCGUGACAUCCCAUGCCUCUGUGGCUGCUGCCCCUUUGACUCGUGAAUCGGCCUCAAGGGUGGCUCCUCGCCUCUCUCAGGCUUCAGUGUCCGGUAGACUGGAUAUGAGUUCGUCUAAGUUUUCCGUGACCAGUGUGGGCCCCAGCAUAUCUCAGGUCAGUGUGGAUCUUCCAAUAUCUCUGGACCACCGAUGUCCUUCUGUGUCCACAACCUCCAGCAGUUACCAACAAGCUGAUGUUAUCAGCCAGGAGCCUGCAAUGGGCAUACCCAGUGCUGUGGUGCCAGGUUCUAUGGCAGGUAGGAUGACCACAACUGUGGCCCCAGGUUCUAUAGCUGGUGGCAUGGCCCCUAGUCUUCCCCCAGGGUCCAUGAUCAGAGGAGUGGGCCAGAGCCUUCCUCCAGGGCCAAUAUUGAGUUGUGUGGCCCCCAGCAUUCCACCAGGUUAUGUGGUCAAUGGUGUGGUCCAUACUCUUCCCCCAGGGUCUGUGAUCAGUGGUGUGGGCCUGAGCCUUCCCCCAGGGUCCGUGAUCAGUGGUUUGGGCCUGGGCCUCCCCGCAGGGUCCGUGAUCAGUGGCGUGGGCCUGGGCCUUCCCCCAGGGUCUGUGAUUGGUGGCGUGGGCCUGGGCCUUCCCCCAGGGUCUGUGAUUGGUGGCGUGGGCCAGGGCCUUCCCCCAGGGUCUGUGAUCGGUGGCGUGGGCCAGGGCCUUGCCCCGGGGUCUGUGAUCGGUGGCGUGUGCCAGAGCCUUCCCCUGGGGUCUGUGAUCGGUGGUGUGGGCCAAGGCCUUCCCCCGGGGUCUGUGAUUGGUGGCGUGGGCCAGGGCCUUCCCCCAGGGUCUGUGAUCGGUGGUGUGGGCCAGGGCCUUCCCCCAGGGUCUGUGAAUGGUGGCAUGGGCCAGGGCCUUCCCCCAGGGUCUGUGACUGGUGGCAUGGGCCAGGGCCUUCCCCAGGGGUCUGUGAUUGGUGGCAUGGGCCAGGGCCUUGCUCUAGAUCCCAUGACCAGCACUGUAGCCCAGGGCCUUCCUCCAGGGUCUGGGGCAAUUGGCAUGGCCAGAACUGUGCCUAUGAGUUCUGUGGCGACUUCAGUGUCCCCCAGUCUGAUUGCAGCCUCUGGCACUGGUGGGGAGAAGCCAGGUCUCACGGUGAAACCGUCAGCUAGUCUGACUGCUCCGGACCUGCUCUCAGAUUCAGUGGCAGGUGCAGUAGACUCCAGAAUCCCUCCUUGUCCUGUGAAUUCCAGUGUGGACACAGCAUCGAUGCCUGGGGGACUGAGUCAGAACCUAGUUCUGGAGUCCAUGGCUAGUACAGCCAGCCCACCCUCCACGGUCGGAGGCGCGGCCCUGAGCCUUCCCCAGGGGUCCCUGCUGAUUGGGAUCUCUCCUCGUCCAUACCAUGGGGGCCUGGCAGGGGAAGGGUCCACAACCACCUUGCAGGCAUCCCGCCCCCCUGGCCUGGCUCCAGCUCCUCUCCAGGAAGCUCCUGGCACGACCGGCGGAGUAUACCAAAUGCCUUCGGUUCUGCAAAGAGCCUCACAGUUGAACCAGGCUCUUGGGGUGACGACGGCAUUUGAGACCAUAGAUCCCAGGACUGUGAUGAGGCCAGAGGACCCAGACAGGGCUCCUCCCCAGAGGCCCAUAUCCAGGCAGGGGUCUGAAGUCCUUGAGGCAACCCCAUGGAUAUACCAUAGUCCCCUGGCAAUGGACGUUGACUACAACCAAGGAGUCCCUGUAGAGAAUGAGGCUCUUCCCAAAGACCAGAGGCCGCUAUUGGAGGAGGUAGCUCCCGCCCAAGCUAAGUCAAUGCCCAGCGGUGUGGCCUCUGUCCUUCCCCAGUCCCCGAGUCUUGCCGAGCCCUUCACGGUCAGUAGUGGCGCCCCAACCCUGCAGCAGAGGUCAGUGACCAAUUUGGUGGCCCCUGGUUCCCACAUUGUGGCUGCUAGCCCCAAUGUGCAGACGGUGCCCAUCAAGGGCACUGGGGCCCCACUGGCUCACCGGCAGAUGCCAAGCUCUCACACUGCACUCCGGAGCCCCUCGGCUUAUCAAAAGGCUCUGGUGGCUCAUAUAAUGCCGCGGAGCCCCUCGAUGACUCACGUGUCCCAUGGGGUCACGGCUUCUACUGGAGGCUCAGGGUCACCCAAGCUGACCCGUGACAAUACUGCGGCCACCAGCUUGCACCCAAGGUCUGUGGCUCAGACGGGGACCCUACACACUUCCCGGAGGUUACAGCCACGUGUUUCACCUCAUCCACCCCUGAUUAGAAAGAUGAUGUAUAGUGGUUUCCAGAAGGAAGCCAUUCCCAGCCCACUCCAGAAGACAGCGGCUGGAGGUCAGAUUCAGAGUGGCCGUGGGCUCCUUCACCCUAGAACAUCCUUCAGGUCCAUGCAUGCUAUUUCUGUACCAGAAAAGCCAGACAAUUCUGCAGCUGGGACUGUGCCCUCUGGUCAGAAGCAGCAUGAUGCCCCCAAGUCCUCGCAGAAAUUUCUUAAACACUCCCUGGGUGCACCGCCAGCCUUAACACCAAUAAUCCACACUAAUGAGCUGGCACACCACAUGGCCAACUCUAAGCAGAGCCUGGGGAUUCGGAGGGUGUCUCUGGGUUAUGAGUCUUCACCGAGGGGUUCUCAGCGGCCCCUUUUUAGGCAGGAGUCGCGGCAAGAGUCUCCAAUUUCCCUUAGCUUCAUGGCUCCUGCGGAGAGUCUCGGGGCAUCUGAGACUCCCACUGACAUUCUUGGAACUUCUGUGACUCCUGCUGAGAGUCUCAGGGCAUCCCUGACUCCGGCAGACAGUCUUGGGGUGUCCCUAACUCCAGCAGACAGUCUCGGGGCAUCCCUGACUCCAGCUGAGAGUCUCGGGGCAUCCCUGACUCUAGCAGACAGUCCUGGGGCAUCCCUGACUCCAGCUGACCAUCUCGGGGUGUCCCUGACUCCAGCUGACAGUCUUGGGGCAUCCCUGACUCCAGCUGACAGUCUUGGGGUGUCCCUGACUCCAGCUGACAGUCUCGGGGUGUCCCUGACUCCAGCUGACAGUCUCGGGGCAUCCCUGACUCCAGCAGACAGUCUUGGGGCGUCUCUGACUCCGGCUGACAGUCUCGGAGCAUCCCUGACUCCAGAUGACCAUCUUGGGGCAUCCCUGACUCCAGCAGACAGUCUUGGGGUGUCUCUGACUCCUGUAGAUAGUCUCGGGGCAUCCCUGACUCCAGAUGACCAUCUUGGGGCAUUCCUGACUCCAGCUGACAGUCUCGGGGCAUCCCUGACUCCAGCUGACCAUCUCGGGGCAUCCCUGACUCCAGCUGACAGUCUCGGGGCGUCCCUGACUCCAGCUGACAGUCUCGGGGCGUCCCUGACUCCAGCUGACCAUCUUGGGGCAUCCUUGACUCCAGCUGACAGUCUCGGGGCGUCCCUGACUCCAGCUGACCAUCUCGGGGCAUCCUUGACUCCAGCUGACAGUCUCGGGGCGUCCCUGACUCCAGCUGACAGUCUCGGGGCGUCCCUGACUCCAGCUGACAGUCUCGGGGCAUCCCUGACUCCCGCUGUACUUCAGGGCCCGGAGGACACUGCCAUGUCUGGUGGCCAAGCGUGGAACUCUACCAUCCCCAGCGUAGCGGUUGGGCCCAGGGGCAGCACCGUGGCCGCUGGCGGUGCUUGGGAGCCAGCCAGGGGCACUGUGCCGUGGGACGUCGUGGGCAGCAAGGCAGCGGUGGACCCCAGACAGCCGAGGGAGUUGGUGGCAUCGGUGCAGGCUGUAGAGAAGAUAAUCAUCCACGCGGUGGUCAUUAUCCAGGCAUGUGCACGUGGCUUCCUGGUGCGCCGUACCAUCAAGGUGUGGCACCAGUGGGCCAUCAUCAUCCAGGCGGCCUGGCGUGGCUACCGUGUGCGGCGGGACCUGGCCCGCCUCUGCCGAGCUGCCACCAUCAUCCAGGCUGCGUGGCGAGGCUUCGUCAUUCGCCAGAGCCGCACCCAGCACAUGCUGCUCCAGAAUGUGUGGGCUGAGACCGGCAGUGGGGCCAGGACGAUGUCUGACCACCGCUGCUUCCAGUCCUGCCAGCCACACGUCUGUGCUCUCUGCCAGUCACUGACCUCCGGACUAGGAAGCCCACCCAGCGUGGUGAUGCUCGUGGGUUCCAGCCCCCGCACAUGCCACACGUGCGGCCACACACUGCCCACUCGGGUGGUGCAUGGCACGGGCCGGGGUGCUGCCAGCCAGGCCGGCGUGCCACGGGGCUGCCUGACCCAGUCAACCGCCCGGAGCCUUCGGCGACCCCAUCAGACCAAGGCGGCCAUGGUCAUCCAGUCUGCCUGGAGGGGCUUCGUUGUGCGUCGUCGGCUGAAGCAGCAACAGGAAGCAGCCAAGAUGCUUCAGGCCACCUGGCGCGGCCACAGCGCCCGGGCCUCCCUGACCACGGACGCGCUCUUGGGGCCAGCGGCGUGGGACAACUCGCGGCACACGCAGUGGCCAGGCGUCUAGGACCUCGGCUUACCGGUGGGGGGACGUCAGGGGAGGGGCCACAUGGCUCUCUGGGUUUCAUGAAUAAAGCCCUCCACAGCCUG